GGAGGAGGAGGAGGAAGAAGAAGAAGAGGAAAGAAGGGCCCCUGGAAAAGUGCACAGCACUGCCCCAUCCUCACGCAAGGCCCAAACGAACUACAAGCAGGGUCGUGGGGCGCAAGCGGUUUACUCCAGCAGCGAGGACGAAGAGGAUGGAGGUGGCAAGCAGCACCGGAAGCAGAAGAGUGCCGUACAGCCGCCUGUGCCGGCGGUGCAGGACGGUGGCCGCUUACGCCGGCAGCCCAAGCUGACUGAGAAGGCCAAGGAAAACCUUGCGGAGAAGAUCGAGGCAGAAAAGCGCAAGAAGGCGGCAACAGCCGUGAAGGACAUGCGCCGCACCAAGGCACGAGAGUUGCCGCUGCCAAAGGACAUGGGCGCGCAUGGUUAUGUGCCGGAAGCGACCGGCAACAUGGGCAAGGAGGGAAAGGUGGCCGGCAAGCAGGGACAGAAGAAGCCAAGGCGAGCGUGAAGGGCAGGGGCAAGGGGGCGGGCGGGGGGCACCGGUUUCGGCACUCGCCUUAAUAUUCGGGACACAACUCUGUAGUGUGUUGCUUUCCUAGUAGUUUUAUGCGUGUGUGGUAUGAAAGGUGGCGUGUGUGCGCGAACUUGGUGUGUUAAUUGGGGUAUUACAUGUUCCCUCCUUACAGGACGGAUCCUGAGGCAUGCUUCGUGUGCAAAUCUUUGGUGGCAUGUCUGGAUGAGUAGGGGCUGGAUUAGGACCCGGACGUUAUGUCUGGCCACUGAACGGAAAAACCAUUGCAAUACAGACGUUCAUUUAGGCCACAGUGCCUGCCUAAUAACCAUUGUAAGGUCUGGC
Molecule: messenger RNA, 811 nt
Organism: Astrephomene gubernaculifera
Lineage: Eukaryota; Viridiplantae; Chlorophyta; Chlorophyceae; Chlamydomonadales; Astrephomenaceae
Source: the annotation of a GenBank genome assembly